This is a messenger RNA of Neodiprion virginianus, 1729 nucleotides long. RefSeq lists its product as uncharacterized. Gene Ontology annotation, molecular function: protein binding. The transcript is spliced from 3 exons. Lineage: Eukaryota; Metazoa; Arthropoda; Insecta; Hymenoptera; Diprionidae. The record is from RefSeq and is a predicted model, not a curated record. The coding region runs from base 16 to 861 and encodes 281 amino acids.
AAAAACUAGAAAUGAAUGAUGCUGUGUAUUUUUUAUUUUUUUUUUUGUUCAAAUGGAACAAGUCUGCUGCUGCAUUUUAUGCAGUUCAGCAAUUCAACGUUAAACUGCAUUCUGUUCACGAUAUCCAGUACGAAACUUCAUACCGUAAACCUAGAAACAGGAGCUUUGACUAUGUAUGACGCUACGCACGGCAAUUACGUGACGCAAUGUACCCUCUCCUCUGAGAUGGUAAAAGUGAUAUCACUCCUCUCUGUUCCGGGGGUUGCCAAUAUUAUGAUUGGUUUGUUGGAUAAAAAAUUAUUCUCCGUCACCUGGAAACUUGACGAAAUCACAGGCUAUCCUACAUAUAACGAAUUUGCCAAACUUGCCGAUGAAACGGUGACAUAUACUUGCGCAGCUUUGACUCAAGAUGGCCGGUACGUCAUCACUGCGGACACUGGCUGCUCUGUUACUAUUCACAGUCUUCGAAACGGGUAUAAAACAAUCAAAACGUACAAGAAAUCUGUUACUAGCCUUGAUACUCAGUGGCUAGAGAAUGAACGCUGUCACAUGAUCUGUGCCGGCAGUCGUGAUACACUUGUGCCAAUGGUCCACAGGCGGAGAUUUGACCCUACGGAGAAUCCUGUUUCUCAAAGACUGCCCCUGUUUGACGCAAUUGUCGAAUCAGUUGAGAAAAAUAUUAUUGCUGUAGCGACAUCCAAUAGAACGGUGCAGAUUAUUCAAAAUGACAAUGUUAUCGCCGAGGCACCAUCGGUUAACGCGAAGAUAACUAAUAUAAUGUUUUUCGAGGACAAAAAUCGAGUUGCUUAUGCAACUGAAGGGGGUCAAAUAUUCUUGUUUGAUUCUAAAAGAUUUGAAUGAUUAAAAAAAAUUAUAGUAAUCACACCGUUACCUCAGAAGCGGUGAUUUUAUACCAAGUAUUAUAAAUCUGAGGAAAUGGGAUGCGACAUUGUGAAUUAAAUACAAUAAAGUUAAUUUAAACCGAUGCCCACCGUUGUUAACGGCAGUUGUCAUCGAUUGUUAUGAACUGGUGAGAUGUUUAUUCAUUCCUCUUUGUUCAAUAACAGCCAGGUUCCUAUCCUUGAAAACCACAUCGAGGUCACCGAUGGUAUUAGUGCAGUGAUAAUGGAUUUUAUCUAAAUUAGAUGACAUUUUUUAAGCUUAUAUCUUGUCGAUAAGUGUAUUAUACAUAUAUCGAUGGCUCAGCGGAACAACAUUGCAUCGUAGAAUUUUAUUGUAAUUUAGAUUUGAUUUCAAUUUUAAGUAUAUCGAGUUAAAAUUCAGAUUGUAACAUUUCCUAAGGCUGCGCCGCAGCUGCGUGCAUGCGAUUUGAAAUUAAAAUUAUUGUUGCUGGUUCUUACAAAACGUGAUUAAGUUCAGUCAUGUGCCAAAAGAUAUUAAAUAUUUGAAUCGCGCAAUUGAGAAUAACGAUUAAUUAAUCUUCAUCAAUGAGCAAUUGACGAAAAUAAUCGAGCGUGUUAGAUAACAAGUGUAGUAAUUAAUUAUGCUCCACAAAUGAGCCAUGAUGAAGGAAAUAAAAGUUAAAUCCUAAUCGCAUUUCCGUGUUGAACAGUAUCAAUAUUUCUUCAGUAGCGAAAAAGCGGAAAAAUUUUCGAAUGACAUUGUUAUUAGAGAUACGAUCGUAUAGAACCAAAUUUUGAGAUCCAAUGUUUUUGUGCUUACAAUCAGCCAUCGAUGUAUGUAUUUUCAUGUGUUUCAUUCGGGCGGC